This is a messenger RNA of Diuraphis noxia (Russian wheat aphid), 2196 nucleotides long. RefSeq names its product tubulin monoglycylase TTLL3-like. The record is from RefSeq and is a predicted model, not a curated record. NCBI's taxonomy places the organism in Eukaryota, Metazoa, Arthropoda, Insecta, Hemiptera, Aphididae. Gene Ontology annotation, biological process: protein polyglycylation; cilium assembly; cilium movement. Gene Ontology annotation, cellular component: microtubule cytoskeleton; axoneme. Gene Ontology annotation, molecular function: protein-glycine ligase activity, initiating.
AUGGCCCGUAACAAUCGCAUUGCACUUAGAAACAACGGAAGCAAGAUAUUAUCCAACAGAAACAUAAGUAGCAAGUCUCCGUCGUGCAACAGGCCUGCUAAACGGACACGAAAGGAAGGUUCGUUCAGACCUGACGGUUCCCCAAACAUGAAGUUUGUUAGCACGGUGUCCAAAAAUUCCAAAUGCCUAAACGUUAAGUCAUCAUGCUGCAAGUUUCGUCGAGGGAGCGCAAAAAACUCGGUGGGCACAGUAGACCAAGUGAUAUGCGAGAGAAAGAUAUUCACCACUGUAGCCAAAAUGCCGUCCGAAAUUCAAACGAAGUUGAUCAAGAAUGGCUGGAUCGGCAAAAUUAGAGUCGACGGUGACAGUUUUCAACGGGGCGAUUCCACAGUAAUAUCAUUACACCGUAACGCCGAGCGCAUCAAGGCGGUCGUCCAACGUUACGAAUCCGGUCUGGUGUGGAUAGACGAGUACAGCGGCGGCGUCAACUGGAAGACGCUUAACCCAAACGUCAUAGUCAACCGAUUCCCGAGGAACGCAAAUGCCGCAUUGAAAUUGUGUGGCCGAACUUUGGCUGGUAAAUCUGAGUUCGAUGUUUACUACCCAAGGGCAUACUCAGCAAGCGCCAACGGGAUACACACGGACAGUAGCUUCAUCGCAGACUACUCGUUAACCGCUUGCGUGUCGUUACUACGUGCAUUCGUAGACGGUGGUCAUCAAACUAUGUGUGCCAAAAACGGCCAAGCUCCUCUUUCUGCACUUCACUUCGCCGCGAUUAAAUGCCACCAAUACUUAUCAAACGGUAGAUCGCUAGGGGCGACAAUAUUUCCGGGCAAGGGAGAUGGCUGGGAAACGUUUUUCGAACACUACUAUAUGAUCGUGCACGACCAGAAGAAGUUUAUUGUGUCGGGGACGGGUGAUGAGGUUGAUGCUGCGCUGUGCUAUCUGGAGGAUUCUAGUAGAAUGAUCGUAAACCAGAUAAUGGCGGCAAGGCCACAGACGGUGAUGGACGGCUACGAGAACAUUUGGAUAGYCAAGGAUGCGGUURGCCAACGUCACCCGCCAGUUAUGUUGAACAAGAUCGGWGACGUGCUGGAUCGUUGCGCUCGAGUGGGUAACAACUGCAUCGUGCAGAAGUAUAUUGAGACGCCACUGCUCCGUGACAACGUCAAGUCUGACGUGCACACGUGGAUCGUUUUAUCCACGCUUGACGGCAGGCUGACGGUGUGGUUGCACCGGAUGUGCGUCGUGCAACCAUACCCGCAAAAAUUCUCACUGUACCGGAACUCCGACAGGUCCGGACAUUUCAACCGACUCAAGUCGGGRAGGCUGCACGGGAUGGUGCGAUCGACGGCGCUAAUUUGCAGCCUACAACAGCUCGGGGCAAAGAUGAGACGUGGUAUAAAAAUGGACAAGGUGCAGCAACAGCAAAAGCAGCAAUUGAUGAACGACAAUGGUGAAGACAGCAACGGSGUAUACUGGGCGAUCAAGCGAUCCGUGGUGUCAACGAUAAAAGCGGCCGUGGCGUCCGGUUCUAUCCACCUACGACCAAACUGUUUGGAACUGUUCCGUGGUACGUUUGUGUUGGGCAACGACUUAAAGCCGUGGAUGAUAGACAUCAUGUCAGACGACCCUUGUCUGGCCGCCGAUUCCAAAGAUCGCGGCCGGAUGYCACCUGCGGCUAAUCGCGUGGCUCGAAGCGUAAUACGGGGCGUGGGCAUGAUGCUGGUUGAUAAAGACCGUGGUUCAGCUACUAGGAUUGGCAUGUUCAAAAUGGUGGACGAUUGUCCGAUGCCGUCCGGCCCCGGAUCGUACACUUCGCAACAUUUCACCACUUCCAAGUCACCGGCCAAAAAAACCCACCGUCCACGCACGGUCAUUCGUACGUCACACGGUGACUUCGUGGAUGACUGUACCCAACAUCACUGGUGGGACGACGAUAAUAUCCAAACGUGUGUUGAGAAGAUUACCGCGGAAGACGUGAUGCAGGAUGAACUGAAGAUGUCCUCUUGGGCGGAUGAUGUGGAUYUGAAUGCCAAAAAUCAAGAUCUUAACGACCCAUACGAAAGCCGUCAAUGUUUAAAGCUGUUAGACAAGCAUAAGACGAAAAUCACAUCUAUUCAAAAUAUUUGCAAGACAAUCAUCGGUCGAAAUCGCAAGAAUAAGAAACAUAAUCCGUUACGCCCACUGAACUAA